AUGCCUCUCGUCGUCCCAGGUAUCACCGAUAACUCCCAGGACAAGACUGCGGAGUGGACGACCAAGCUGAUGGGCAAGACCGUGUCUGAAAACGACCACAGCGAGACCAAUUUCUGCAAGAAGGACCUCCCGCAGGAAAGCCGUAUAAUCCAGCCGGGAAUGAUGGUAACUCGUGAUUUCAGACCUGACCGUCUGAACGUCCAUGUCAAAGAAGACGGCACCGUCCACCACGUCCAGCACGGCUAA
Messenger RNA from Annulohypoxylon truncatum, 246 nucleotides. RefSeq lists its product as uncharacterized. The coding region runs from base 1 to 246 and encodes 81 amino acids. Lineage: Eukaryota; Fungi; Ascomycota; Sordariomycetes; Xylariales; Hypoxylaceae. The record is from RefSeq and is a predicted model, not a curated record. The transcript is spliced from 2 exons.